AUGUGCUCUGCUGUUCUGUCUCUGGGGUUUUCACUGUCAGGUAAUGAGGAGCUGUGGGCCCAGUCAGUCUUGGAGAUGCCGAAGAGACGGGACAUCCUGGCUAUCGUGCUGAUAGUUCUGCCCUGGACACUACUAAUCACCGUCUGGCACCAGAGCACCAUUGCUCCACUACUUGCAGUGCACAAGGAUGAUGGUGGUGACUCCCGGCGUGAUCUCGCUGCAGGCUUGGACUCCAAGGAGUACUGCUUGUCGGACCGGGACAUUGUGGAGGUGGUGAGGACAGAGUACGUUUAUACCCGCCCGCCCCCGUGGUCAGACACCCUUCCCACCAUCCACGUUAUUACGCCCACCUACAGCCGGCCCGUCCAGAAGGCAGAGCUGACGCGCUUGGCCAACACCCUCCUGCAUGUGCCAAACCUGCACUGGAUCCUGGUGGAGGACUCACAGCGGCGCACACCUCUCAUCACCCGGCUGCUGCGGGACACGGGGCUCAACUACACGCACCUCAAUGUGGAGACACCCCGCAACUACAAGCUGCGGGGAGACAUGAGAGAUCCCCGCAUCCCUCGUGGGACCAUGCAGAGGAACCUUGCUCUGAGAUGGCUGAGAGAGACCUUUAACAAAAACAACAGUCAGCCUGGGAUUGUUUAUUUUGCUGAUGAUGAUAACACCUACAGCCUGGAGCUCUUUGAGGAGAUGCGCAGCACCAGGAAGGUGGCAGUGUGGCCAGUAGCCUUCGUCGGUGGCUUGCGCUAUGAGUCACCCAAAGUGAACGCUGCAGGGAAGGUCUAUGGCUGGAAAACUGUGUUCGACCCCCAUCGCCCCUUUGCUAUAGACAUGGCAGGGUUUGCUGUGAACCUCAGACUGAUUCUCCAGCGAUCUCAGGCUUACUUCAAACUGCGAGGAGUGAAGGGAGGCUACCAAGAGAGCAGCCUGCUGCGGGAACUAGUGACCUUGAAUGACCUUGAGCCGAAAGCUGCCAAUUGCACCAAGAUUUUAGUCUGGCAUACGAGGACAGAAAAGCCUGUGCUGGUGAAUGAGGGGAAGAAAGGAUUUACAGAUCCCAAUGUGGAAAUCUGACUGUGCAUGGCUGAGCGGAGACUAGCAUCAGAAGAUUUCUUCAUGCCCAGCCUGCAAGGCUCCUCUCCACAGCAUCCAGCAUGCCAGACGUGCAGUAGCCAGGACUUCUCCUGACUUCGAAGAGAUUUAUCGUACUGAAAACAAGCAACACUGCAUACAUAAACUACCCGGAAUCCCCUGCCCUUCCUCCUGGACUCUGAGCAGAACCAGACGCUCUGGAGUUGGAGAAAAAGCACAGAAAAUAUAGGACUGACGCAGCUUCAGUACAAGACCAGCAGCCUCCCGAGAUGCUUGGUUUGGGAGAAGUGCACGAAGGGCAUGAGGCAUUGAGGAGGAGGCCCAGCUGGAAUGGUAGUCUAGACUGAGGGGGCUGGUGAAAGCAAGGGUGAGAAUGCCCACAGGCGUGUGUUGGCCCCUGAUUUUCCUGAGACACACGUACCUUGUGGCUAUGUGUGCAACAGCCUAAGCAGCUCUCUGUUCAUGGAGGGGACAGCUGCCUUCUGAGAUGGCACCUUAGCCCUUAAUUUUAAACCUACUUUAAUCAGUGUUUAUUAUGUUGCGUAAGAUAAGAAGGUUUUGGGGAAGGGUGAAAAGCAAGGCAGGUUAGAACAAACCUAUAAUUAUUUCUGUUCUCUUUGUACCUCUUCUCCUUUCCCUUUAGUAGGUUCAUGGCUUGGAGGGCAUUUUGACAUAUUUCUAUGUUGCUGGAUUGAGUUACAGUUACAGAACAUGUUUCUCUAUUCACUCAUGCCAAAAUAAGUGGAGGUGGGUUUUGAUGAGAUUGCUGUGGCCAUAUUUUAUCCAGGUUCGGAUCUUGGUUCUUUCUAGCCCAAAUUUGUUUCCUGUGAGCAUUAGGUGUGGGGUUCUCUGAAAGGUGCUCUACGUAAAGCCAAUUUUCCCUGCUUUAAAAAAAAAAAAAAAAAAAAAAGUUAACUGCUAUAGCCAGGGGUUAAAUGAUAAAAGCUGAUUUUAGUGCAUUUAACAUUGAACUGGAAUGUGUCCUUCAGCCCUAGCCCCUUUUUCAGGGCCCUGCCAUACUACCACAGAGCUAGUGGCAUGAAAAGCCACGCUGGAGCGGUUCGAGAAUUAACUCCUGAUGGAUAGAGCAGCACCCUUUUAAAGGGGAUCCUGUGCUUAGUGCUCUGUUUCUUCAGCACCUGGCUUGAGGUAGGUUGAAAAACUAAGUAGAUCAUUAGUUGCCUCUUCCCUGUUCUGUAACAUCAAGGAUCUGAGAGAGCAGUGAUGAACGGGUUUUCUCUGAUGAAACUGUAUUUUGCUCCUCAGUAAGACACAUGACUGAGCAAUGCAGAAGAGGAACCUGGGUGCUACUACCUUGGUUGAGUCAGUAUUUGAGAUUGACAAACUUGCUGAGGAAGAAAUUAAGGUAUAAUUUACCCCUUCUCCCCACCUCCGAUCCCUUAAAAAAAGAAAAAAAAAAAAAAGGAAGGAAAAAAAAAACUUCCCUCCUCCUUCAUAGCUGUUUUCAAACAUUUGAUCAACCUACACUGUUCCCAUUCUUUCAAAAAGGUCUGAAGCACAAUUUUAUCUUUGAGUUAAGGCAAAAUGUAAUACUGGAAAGGGACGUGGUUAUUUUUACCCCUUAGCAUAUACAAUUAUUAAAAUACUAUAGAAUUGUUAGCUUCACAGUGCAGAAGUCUCCCCUUAAACUAAUGACAUCAUGUAUUUCCUAGUAUCUUUUUAAUGAUUUUUUUGUAAGUUAUUUUCUCCCACUGUAUACGAAAAUCAUUGGGGAAAUGUUGCAUUCUUUAGAUCCCAGUCAUGGAAGCCUUGCUAUGUAGCCUUUAUGAAAAUGUUCUGUUAGAUGCAGAGGCUGAAAUGCUAUUUGGAUAGAAAGCAUCUGAUGCUACUUGUUACCAGCUGCACUAUGAGAACAGGUAUUGUUAUCUUGUGUUAAAGCAGUAGCUCUCUGCAUUCAAGCAGAUUUAUUCUAUUAUUGUACUGGCAUCCCAACUUCAGUUCAGUCUGCAUACUCUAGAGUGGAAAGAGACAUUUUUAAAGGAAUACAAAGUUUCCAUGCUACUCAAAUAGUUUCCAACUUAUGUCCUCUUAGCUGCAUGCUUAAUUCCACUAAUGUUAGUUCUAGUCCCUGCUGGGUUGCAGCCUUCCCUCCUUGGAAGGAAAUAACUUUCAGAAAAAUGCAGAGGAUCAAGUACAAAACACGACCCUGCAUAUACGCUCCACUCUCCUCAGAUAAUUGGUCACAGAAGCCUGGGCCCUCCCAGCUUGCAUGGAGGCUACCAUGGUCCUUGGGAGCAGAGAAACGUGGGUUUAAUAGGACCAGCUCUGGCCAGGAUGGAGUGUAUUACAGCUGCGCUGUCUGUUCUCAGUUUUAAAUAACUGUAUUUAAGUUUGUUAAAUAAAAUUAAGUAUGGUUUUUAAGAGCCAGAA
Rhea pennata is the source of this 3489-nucleotide messenger RNA. RefSeq names its product beta-1,3-glucuronyltransferase 1 (gene B3GAT1). Gene Ontology annotation, cellular component: Golgi membrane. NCBI's taxonomy places the organism in Eukaryota, Metazoa, Chordata, Aves, Rheiformes, Rheidae. The coding region runs from base 1 to 1080 and encodes 359 amino acids. Gene Ontology annotation, molecular function: galactosylgalactosylxylosylprotein 3-beta-glucuronosyltransferase activity. Gene Ontology annotation, biological process: chondroitin sulfate proteoglycan biosynthetic process; carbohydrate metabolic process. The record is from RefSeq and is a predicted model, not a curated record. The transcript has 5 exons.